AUCUUGGACACAAUCUCGGGAGGUGCUUAUGAAGAGUCUGGCCGAAAGUGGAGCGCAAAAGAUAUCGGGAUUAAGGAAAGGGCAUGUGCAUGGAUGCAACAUGGUUUCAUGAGUGUUGAUACCAAGUUGGGAGCAGGAAGAGCCUUCUUGAGGUCACUUUAUGAACAGUAUGCUGAGUGGGGAGUUGAUUUUGUGAAACAUGACUGUGUGUUUGGUGAUGACUUGGAUAUAAAUGAAAUAAGCUUUGUGUCAGAAGUUCUGAAGCAACUUGACCGUCCCAUAUUGUAUUCUCUGUCUCCUGGAACCAGCGUGACGCCAGCAAUGGCCGAGGAUGUGAGUGGACUAGUCAACAUGUACCGGAUAACUGGGGAUGAUUGGGAUUCCUGGGGAGAUGUCAUAGCCCAUUUCGAUGUUACAAGGGACUUUUCUACCGCUAGUAUGAUAGGAGCUAUGGGCUUGCUGGGGAAGUCAUGGCCUGACUUGGAUAUGCUACCACUAGGAUGGCUUACUGAUCCAGGUUCGAAUGAAGGUCCUCACAGAAGAUCUAACCUUAACCCAGACGAGCAAAGAACACAGAUGACUCUAUGGUCUAUGGCCAAGUCUCCUCUCAUGUUUGGAGGAGAUGUCAGAAAGCUUGAUGAGACCACAUACAAUCUCAUAACAAAUCCUACCCUGUUGGAGAUAAACUCUUUUAGCUCAAACAACAUGGAGUUUCCUUAUAUUACUAGUAUGAUGGAUUCUAAGAGUAGAGACGACAUUCUUGCCUGGCUAUCAACAAGAUCUCUAACAAGUGUAGAAAUAUCUGAUCCACACGUUUUGGGCCUCACAAGCUGCAUGAAUUCAAAAGCAAUUGGUUGGUCUAUUAAUCAAGCUUCGGACCAAGACCCCGAAAAAAUUUGCUGGAAAGAAAAAUUAGGAAGCAAACACCAAGCACCACUUUGUCUAUACAAGAGAGGGUCUCUUUUGCCAUUAGAUGAAAGGAUGACUUACAAGCAGCAAUAUCAAGGGAAACUCCAUUUAACAGCAACUGACAGAAUGGACUCUUGUUUGAGUGCUUCUUCAAAUCAGAAGCUUACUUCAAAAGAGUUCAAGAGAGGCGCUCUUUUACCUUGCAGAUGGGAUACGAACCAGAUGUGGGAGUUGAACUUCAAUGGAACCCUGGUAAAUAGCUAUUCCGGUCUAUGUGCAACAGUGAAUGAUGUUGAAGCUAAAGUCAGUUCUGGUGGAACUCGUUCUUGGAUUGCAACUGGAAGAAGAGGUGAAAUAUAUAUCGCUUUUUUCAAUCUGAGCCCGGCGAAGACAGUGAUAUCUGCAAAGAUAUCGGACCUGGCUAAGGUACUUCCUAGCAAAAACUUGAAAGGAACUUCCUGUAAGUGCAAGGAAGUAUGGAGUGGAAAAGAGAUAGCAGUUACAGACCAGACUAUAUCAAUGGCAGCAGAAAUCCAUGGCUCUGCACUAUUUGUACUGAACUGUGAUUAGGGCAGGAUCA
Molecule: messenger RNA, 1489 nt
Organism: Corylus avellana
Lineage: Eukaryota; Viridiplantae; Streptophyta; Magnoliopsida; Fagales; Betulaceae
Source: RefSeq, a predicted model, not a curated record